UUCCCUCAGCCUACCAGUGUGCGAUGUGUAAAUGCGCGUUCGAAGUGAAACCGGAACAUCGGGGUACGGUGGCUUUGGGCGAGUGUGGAAGUGAUUGUGCGUGUGUGCCCGAUGGUGGUGAAUAGUGUGCUCAGAUGGUUUUUUCCUAUCCACGGCUGGAUUAAAUCUCGAAAGCGAAAGGUUUCUCUCAAACCCCGCCAUGGCGUGGCCGCAAAGGUGCGUGUCGUAGUGUGCAGCGACGGUGAAUAGAAGGCUGAAAAAGUGUACCGAAAAAAAAGAAGAAGAAAAUCGCUUACCGAGAAAAAAAAGUGUAUCCCAAAGAUAGUAAUUAUGUGCGUCAAACAAUGUGGCCGGCGGGCGGGCACCGGUCGUUCCGGAUGGGGCGCUGGAAAACGGCAUCCGGUGCUCCUGGUGGCGCUGUUCGCUUUGAUCGGAUUCACCUCGUCGACAGCUGAUAAGGCAGCGACCGCCAAGGACAGCGAAUACGAAAACACACCACUGCAUCUCUCUGAAGCCGUCCAGGGUACGGUCGGGCAGCUGGAGUGCAACAUCACAUCGCCAAUUAGCGGCGACCGCGCGAUCCUGGUGAUCUGGUACAAGGGCGACCAGACCAUCCCAUUCUACACGUUCGAUGCUCGAGACGUACGGGAAGGAUCGCAUCGUAGCUCAAACUCGUCCUUCGACGGACGGGCCAACUUCUACCCGAGCCGAACUCCGGCCAUGCUGGAGAUUCAGCAGACAAAACCGACCGACAGCGGGAUCUACCGGUGUCGGGUGGACUUCCACAAGAGCCCGACGCGAAACACGCGGGUCCAGCUGACCGUCAUAGUGCCUCCAGAGAAGCUGUUGAUUGUGGACGAGAAAGGGUCGCACAUCCGUCACUACAUCCUGGGACCGUACAACGAGGGAGCCACGAUAAACAUAACAUGCAUCUCGACUGGAGGUCGCCCUCUGCCGAAGGUGCAAUGGUGGUACGAGAACAAGGUGAUCAACAACACGUCGGUGGUGUUGUCGGACAAGCGGGUCAAAAACACGCUCGUCCUCCAUCGGCUGGAGCGAAAGCAUCUCAAGUCGGUGUUCACCUGCCAGGCCGCGAACAACAACGUAACGAAUCCCAUUUCGGCUUCAGUAACGCUCGACAUGAACCUGCGACCCCUGGCGGUGCGGUUGCAGGGCAAAAACCGACCCCUGUCGGCCAACCACACGUACGAUCUGCAGUGCGAGGUGCUCGGUUCCCGGCCGGCCCCGACCAUCACCUGGUGGAAGGGUAGCACGCAAAUGCGCGGCCAUCACGAGACGACCGACCCGGACGGGAACAUCACCGUAUCGAUACUAAGCUUUCGGCCCACCAUCGACGAUAAGGGCAAAUACUUGUCCUGCCGGGCGGAGAUGGCCGUCAUCCCGGAUGCGGGCAAGGAGGACGGCUGGAAGCUUGACAUCUACCACGUUCCCGUGGUGACGCUCGAGUACGGCACGAACUACAACUACACGUCCUCCAUCCCGGAAGGAGUGGACGUGUACUUCGAGUGCAACAUCAAAUCCAACCCGUGGGUGUACAAAGUGAUCUGGCGUCAUUACGGCAAGGAGCUGGUCAACAAUCCUUCCGAAGGCGUCACCGUCUCCAACCAGAGCCUGGUGCUGCAGAACGUUAGCCGCAGCCGGGCCGGCCUGUACACGUGCGUGGGUAGCAACCGGGAGGGCGACGGCGAGAGCAAUCCCGUCCAUCUGGACAUAAAGUUUGCUCCCGUUUGUCGACCGGGGCUCGUGACGACGUACAACGUGGGCCGGAACGAGCUGGCGAAAAUCGUGUGCGAGCUGGAGGCCAACCCGACGAACGUGACGUUCACCUGGAAGUACAACACAUCCGUGUCGGAGAGCCUGGACAUCCCGGCGUCGGAGGUGCUCAGCGAUCGGACGAAGAGUGUGGCACACUUCAAACCGGUGACGGAGAAGGACUACGGGACGCUGCUGUGCUGGGGACGGAACGAGAUCGGGGCGCAAACGGAGCCAUGUUUGUUCAAUCUCAUACCGGCAGGCAAACCGGAUCCGCUGUCGAACUGCACGAUUCUCAACCAGACGUUUGACAUGCUGCAGAUUGAGUGCCUGGAGGGCUUCGACGGCGGGCUGCCGCAGGACUUCCUGGUCGAGCUGUACGUGAUCGGAAACCGGCAGCUAAUGGCUUCGAUUAAAUCAAAAUCGCCAUCGUUUGAACUGAAAGGUCUCGAACCGGGCGUCGGGUACAAUAUAAUACUCACUGCCAAGAACUCCAAGGGCUCCAGCGAUCCUACGUACCUUCAGGCUUUCACGUUGAAGAAUCCGGAAAAACAGACUGAUCUAUCCCUCGUCUACUCGCCAGCCCUCCUACAGAUCAAGCCCUUCAUCGGUACGCUCCUGGGCGUGGUGGCCGCCAUCAUCUCGAUCGCGUCGAUCAUCGUGUGCGUGACUCGGCUGCGUGGUUCCGCCGGUCGCGAUCGUGACUGCGGCAGCAACAUGUCGACGAACGACGCGUCCGGCAUCAGCCAGUCCAUCCCGGACGCCGAUCUUGCGCGCGAGCAGUGCAACGGCAGCAUCGACAGCAUCGAGAAGAACCCCGACAUCAUCCCGCAAGCGAAACUCCCGCACCUGCCGGAAGCAGACGAGAAGGCGUUCGAGUGGCUGAACAACGCCGCCCAUCCGCGGCUGUACGCGACGGCGGCGAUGGCCGAGCAGCAGAGCGGUGGCAUGCUACCACCGAGUGCGGCGGCCACCUACGACACGCGCGCCUUCUACGCCCUUCCCCGCGAUGCCCAGCAGCAGCAGCAACAGCAGCAGAACUGCAUGCAGCAGAACGUCUACCCCGUCGCGACGUCCGACGGCCAGAGCUACAUUCCGGUGCACGGUACCAUCAUACCGACGCCCAUCAUCGGCGGCUACGGAGCCGAUGGGCACAAGCACGAUCUCACCUACGCCGACCUUUCGAUGGGCGGCGGCGGGAUGCCGAAGCUUAAUCCGGGCCAGCCACAGAUGUACGUCAGUGCGACGCUCGGCCGACCUCGGCAGUCCGAUAUCAAACGGUCCGAGCCGACAAUUUACGCGCAGAUCGAUCUCGCUCACCAUCCCUCGAUGCACUCGACCAACCUGGUCUACACGAACGCACCACGCCAAUCGAUUCCGAUUUCCCACGCCGGCAUGGGCCUCCCGGUCAGCACCGCCCACCUCCUCCAGCAGCAGCAGCACCAGUCCGUGCAGGCGCCACUUCAAAGGACAUCGGAGUCCGGCCAGCCGUCCCUCACCGAACGGUAUCCACCGCCACCGCUCUUCGGGGGUUCGCUCCCGGUCAGCACCCAGUCGCACCUUUCCAACGAAGCGUUUUUAACAAUCCCUCCUCCUCCUCCUCCCACCCCACCACCUCCACCCCCUAUACCGCCACCAAAGCCAAAGGCUACUGGAACUCCCAAGCGGCUGCAUCAACCACAUUCCUUCGACGACAUUUCCAUUCCAAGUUUACUGCAGACGGUUCCGGAAAUGGUGCACAAUCCAGCCGGAAGUGGCCCGGGAGGCGGCGUACCGACGCAGGAUCUGUCCUCAGGUGGUGGUGGUAGCGGAGGCGGAGGCCUGCCGACGAUCGGCGAGGGUCGGUUGCUGAACCACGCGACACGCUUCUGA
Messenger RNA from Anopheles coustani, 3645 nucleotides. RefSeq names its product nephrin. The record is from RefSeq and is a predicted model, not a curated record. Gene Ontology annotation, molecular function: protein binding. Lineage: Eukaryota; Metazoa; Arthropoda; Insecta; Diptera; Culicidae. The transcript has 19 exons. Bases 331 to 3645 code for a protein of 1104 amino acids.